Messenger RNA from Clonostachys solani, 954 nucleotides. NCBI's taxonomy places the organism in Eukaryota, Fungi, Ascomycota, Sordariomycetes, Hypocreales, Bionectriaceae. The record is from the annotation of a GenBank genome assembly.
AUGGUUGGCCCCGCGACCAAUCCGAUCAAGGUGCUGGGCGCCGACUGCAAGCAGGGCGGCUCGUUCUACGUCUGCGACCAAAAGGAUGUCAAGUUCGUCGGCUGCUGCGACCUCGACCCGUGCAAGACCAGCGACGGGCUGUGCCCCGACAAGAACCUCCGCAACUCCACCUUCGACAAGUACUCGUACAACAGCAUCGCGGCGCAGGACUGCGUGAGCACCGACCCGAGCGUCCAGUGGUGGGCGUGCGCCGCCAUCAGUGUCCCCUUUAUGGGGUGCUGCUCCGACAACCCGUGCGCGCUCAACGGGUGCCCGGCCGACAAGCUCUACGCCGCCAGGCUGAGCGACAAGCGCGAGAACCAGAAGAACUUCCUCCCCGAGGGGGCAGAUGCCGGCGGUGGGCUGUCCACGGGCGCAAAGGUCGGCAUCGCCAUCGGCGUCAUCGCUGGUGUCGCCCUGAUCGCGGCCCUCCUCUGGUUCUGGAAGCGACGCCGAGACAAUAACAACGACGGCCGGUACUCGAGCACUGCGAUGGGCCUCAUGGGCCCGUCGCAGCCUGCGUCUUCCUACGACGGGCGCUCGCAUCAUCUGGGUUCCCCCUCCUACCAGAAGGUCGUCUCGCCGCACCUGUCCCCGUACGCGCCCUCGGAGCAGUACGACCCCGUACCGCACUAUCUGGCCUCGCCGUCGCCGCCAAUGUCCACGAUGCAGGAUCAAUGGAGGACCACGUUGUACAGCGAGGGUGGUCGGACGCACCAGUCGUACGGCCAGGCGCCGAGCGAGCUGUCCUCCGGGGAGCGAGGGCACCUGGGCGCGUGGUAUCAGCAGCAGCCGGCACAGGAGCUUGCGACGCAGGACCACAUUGUCGAGCUGCCAGGGAACACGCUCUCUCCGAGUCGUGUGAACAGGGAGAGGUAUGGGGAUACUGGCUUGGGUCUAAAACUACAACCGUAA